Oncorhynchus keta (chum salmon) is the source of this 450-nucleotide messenger RNA. Its product is annotated as transmembrane protein 255B-like. Bases 64 to 450 code for a protein of 128 amino acids. The record is from RefSeq and is a predicted model, not a curated record. The transcript has 5 exons. NCBI's taxonomy places the organism in Eukaryota, Metazoa, Chordata, Actinopteri, Salmoniformes, Salmonidae.
CUUUGGUAGAGGCUGCUAGGCUGUUUGUUAUUGUAGUACCCUGAAGACUUUAAUGACGGCAGAAUGCAGCAGCCAACGGCACAACAACCACCACCACAAACAACAACAGAUGUCCUGGACCCCACAGCUCAGUAUAUGAAGCGUCGGAGGACAGCGUUAUGGGUGACCAUCUCCCUGUUGUCUCUGUCUGUGGUGGUUCUGGUGGUGGGACUGGUCUCUGCCACCCGUACCGGGAACGUGGCUGUCGCUGGAUACUACCCUGGCAUCACCCUGAGUUUCGGGGCGUUCUUAGGGAUCGUUGGAAUUAAUUUGCUAGAGAAUCGAAGACCCAUGCUCAUGGCAGCCAUCAUCUUCAUCAGUAUGGGAGUCAUCGCUUCCUUCUUCUGUGCCAUCGUGGACGGAAUCAUCGCGGCUGAGUUCAUAGUCACCUGUGACAAACAGCCCAGUUAA